Tarenaya hassleriana is the source of this 1817-nucleotide messenger RNA. Its product is annotated as probable flavin-containing monooxygenase 1. Lineage: Eukaryota; Viridiplantae; Streptophyta; Magnoliopsida; Brassicales; Cleomaceae. The record is from RefSeq and is a predicted model, not a curated record. Gene Ontology annotation, molecular function: flavin adenine dinucleotide binding; N,N-dimethylaniline monooxygenase activity; NADP binding. The coding region runs from base 109 to 1695 and encodes 528 amino acids. The transcript is spliced from 5 exons.
UCUCUUCCUAAACAUCUCUUUAAUUUGUCUCCCUAAAUAUUUUAAACCUAUAACCGAAACCCUGAAAGAUCUGAUCACACAAAUUCAGCUUUUGUAUAUUCUCUUUUCAUGGCUGUCAAAGUGGCAAAGUACGAGGAAACCCGUGUCGUUACCGCAUCAAGAAUCGCUAUCAUUGGGGCUGGCGUCAGCGGUUUAGCCGCCGCGAGACAUCUCUCUCGCCACGACCCGAUAGUGUUCGAAGCCUCGGCCUCGAUCGGAGGCGUUUGGAGGAGCUGCACUUACGAAUCCACGAAGCUUCAAUCAGCUCGCAUGGACUACGAAUUCUCCGACUUCCCGUGGCCCAACAGAGAGGACCCGAGCUUCCCGUCGUACCUUGAGAUAUUGGACUACUUAGAAGCUUAUGCUAAGCAGUUCGAUAUCCUAAAGUUCGUGAGGUUUAACUCAAAGGUGAUUGAAGUGAGAUUCGUCGGGGACGCUGAAAAAUCAUUGGAUCUUAGUAUCCACGGCGGGAAAUUUCCUGGGAAACCUGUCUGGGAAGUUGCCGUUCAGACCAUAGAUUCCGGAAACAUUCAGUGGUACGCUUUUGAGUAUGUGGUCGUGUGUGCCGGAAAAUAUGGAGACGUGCCACGGAUACCGUCGUUUCCAAGCAACAAAGGGCCGGAGAUUUUCAAAGGGCAAGUCAUGCACGCCAUGGAUUACUGCAAAUUGGACGGAGAAGAAGCUUCCCGACUUCUCAAGGGCAAGAAAGUGGCCGUCAUCGGUUUCAAGAAAUCCGCCAUUGAUUUGGCCUUAGAGUGCGCUGUUGCCAAUCAAGGUGAAGGAGGGGAAGCAUGCACAAUGGUCGUGAGAACACCGCAUUGGGUGGUGCCACAUUAUUCGGUAUGGGGCCUACCGUUCUUCAUGUUCUACUCCACGAGAGCUUCUCAGUUUCUCCAUGAAAGGCCCAACCAAAGCUCCCUCAGAACACUCCUCUGCCUCCUCUCCUCUCCUCUCAGAGCUGCGACUUCCAAGUUCAUCGAAUCAUACAUCCUGUGGAAGUUCCCUAUGGAAAGAUACGGUCUGAAACCGGACCAUCCGUUUGAAGAAGACUAUGCGUCUUGCCAGAUGGCUAUCGUGCCGGAGAAAUUCUUCGAGGAAGCGGAUAAAGGGAAGAUUCAGUUCAAGAGAGCUUCGAAAUGGUGGUUCUACGAAGACGGGAUCGAGUUCGGGGAUAACACGAGGCUAGAGGCCGAUGUCGUGGUACUGGCGACCGGCUACGAUUACAAGAAGAAACUCAAAGCCAUUGUUCCCGAACCUUUUCGGAGUUGGCUUGAGUUUCCCUUUGGCGUCAUGCCUUUGUAUAGGGGGACGAUCCAUCCGCUGAUACCGAACAUGGCAUUCGUGGGUUACGUCCAGAGCAACUCGAACCUGCACACGUCCGAGCUGCGGGCCAUGUGGCUGAGCCGACUGCUCGACGGGAGAUUCAGCCUACCGAGAGAAGAGAAGAUGGUGGAAGAGAUCUCAAAGGAGAUUGAGGUGAUGAGGAGAGGGAGUAGGUUCUACAAGAGGCACUGCAUCUCAACGUUUAGCAUCCAACACGCCGACGACUUGUGCAAAGACAUGGGUCUCGACCCUUGGCGCAAGCCCAACUGGGUUCUAGAAGCUGUUAGCCCUUAUGGGAGUGAGGACUAUAGGCUCAGUGGCGGCACUGUCUAGACAUCACCCAUGAAUCGUACACUCAAACACUUGGUAUGAAUAAGAGGGUUUACCAUAAGUUUAUGUCUGUUGUGUUUUAGCCUAAAAUAAUGGAAAGCAAGGUUCUUAUUGAACUUGGGAGA